Homalodisca vitripennis (glassy-winged sharpshooter) is the source of this 950-nucleotide messenger RNA. RefSeq lists its product as uncharacterized. Bases 1 to 939 code for a protein of 312 amino acids. The record is from RefSeq and is a predicted model, not a curated record. Lineage: Eukaryota; Metazoa; Arthropoda; Insecta; Hemiptera; Cicadellidae. The transcript has 4 exons.
AUGAUGUGUGUGCUUAGGGAGGUGUACCUGAUAUCCCUGGUCUGCCUAAUCCCACAUUCUCGCAGACAGUGGGCAGUAUCACCACCACUCCCCACGGCUGCCAGUGGUGCCACAAGCAGUACGCCAGCAAGGCCAAGCUACUGCAGCAUCAGCGCAAGAACCAUCUUAAGUAUGACAUGUGUGCCCAGGGAGGUGUACCUGAUAACCCUGAUCUGCCUAAUCCCACAUCCUCGCAGACAGUGGACAGUAUCACAACCACCUCCCACGGCUGCCAGUGGUGCCACAAGCAGUACGCCAGCAAAGGAAAAACUUCUGCAGCAUCAGCGCAAGAACCAUCCUAAGUAUGAAAUGUGUGCCCAGGGAGGUGUACCUGACAUCCCUGGUCUGCCUAAUCCCACAUUCUCGCAGACAGUGGGCAGUAUUACCACCACUCCCCAUGGCUGCCAGUGGUGCCACAAGCAGUACGCCAGCAAGGCAAAGCUACUGCAGCAUCAGCGCAAGAAACAUGUCACGCUAAUGCCACAUACUGAGCAGACGCCACGGCCAUUGAAGAAUCUGGCUCCAGAAGAGAACAUAGAGAAAAGUAUGAAACCUGAAACAAAACCAAGAGCUAGUAAAUAUAACGACAUUGUAGGCCCUAUUCCGAUUGCUUUGUCUACAAAUCUCAAUCAAGUCACUCUAACUUCUAGCAAUCUUAAUCACUUUCAAGAAUAUGAGAUCAUAGAUGGAGAAGAUGACACAGCUGAGAAUGGUAUUCUGAUUGACUCUCAGUCAAUCAUCAAACGCGAAUCAUUGAAGAAUGAUAACAUACCAUCAGACCUUUUGUCCCAAGCGAUGUCUGAAAUCGGGGCGACCUUGUCAGAUCUGCGAGCUAUUUCCUCAGACCAGUACUUCAAGUUGCUGCAGGACCCCAUCUACACGCCGUACACCGCGCGCUGACACCACCAAAA